Molecule: messenger RNA, 4473 nt
Organism: Mya arenaria
Lineage: Eukaryota; Metazoa; Mollusca; Bivalvia; Myida; Myidae
Product: nascent polypeptide-associated complex subunit alpha, muscle-specific form-like
Exons: 13
Coding region: 1-4473 (1490 amino acids)
Source: RefSeq, a predicted model, not a curated record
AUGACUCCCGUACGGAAAUACACACUCGUCUCUACCAUGUUGAAACAGCGAUCCAUUUCACGGAACGUCAAGAGCCAUGUGGCUCCAGGGUAUGAUGUUUCCCGAAGGGUAAACCUACCCCUACCUCCGGACUUGGGCCAGUUUGUCCCGAAGGGUAAAUCUACCCCACCUCCAGACUCGGGCAAGUUUGUCCCGAAUGGUAAAUCUACCCCACCUCCAGACUCGGGCAAGUUUGUCCCGAAUGGUAAAUCUACCCCACCUCCAGACUCGGGCAAGUUUGUCCCGAAGGGUACAUUUACCCUGUCCCGAAGGGGUAAAUUUACCCCACCUCCGGACUUGGGCAAGUUUAUCCCGAAGGGUAAAUUUACCCCAUCUCCGGACUCGGGCAAGUUUGUCCCGAAGGUUAAAUUUACCCCACCUCCGGACUUGGGCAAGUUUGUCCCGAAGGGUAAAUCUACCCCACCUCCGGACUUGGGCAAGUUUGACCCGAAGGUGAAAUCUACCCCACCACCGGACUCGGGCAAGUUUGUCCCGAAGGGUAAAUUUACCCCACCUCCAGACUUAAGCAAAUUUGUCCCGAAGGGUAAAUUUACCCUGACCCGAAGGGGUAAAUUUACCACAACUCCGGACUUGGGCAAGUUUAUCCCGAAGGGUAAAUCUACCCCGCCUCCGGACUUGGGGAAGUUUAUCCCGAAGGGUAGAUUUACCCCAUCUCCGGACUCGGGCAAGUUUGUCCCGAAGGGUAAAUUUACCCCACCUCCAGACUCGGACAAGUUUGUCCCAAAGGGUAAAUUUACCCUAUCUCCGGACUUGGGCAAGUUUGUCCCGAAGGGUAAAUCUACCCCACCUCCAGACUCGGGCAAGUUUGUCCCGAAUGGUAAAUCUACCCCACCUCCAGACUCGGGCAAGUUUGUCCCGAAUGGUAAAUCUACCCCACCUCCAGACUCGGGCAAGUUUGUCCCGAAGGGUAAAUUCACCCUGUCCCGAAGGGGUAAAUUUACCCCACCUCCGGACUUGGGCAAGUUUAUCCCGAAGGGUAAAUUUACACCAUCUCCGGACUCGGGCAAGUUUGUCCCGAAGGUUAAAUUUACCCCACCUCCGGACUUGGGCAAGUUUGUCCCGAAGGGUAAAUCUACCCCACCUCCGGACUUGGGCAAGUUUAUCCCGAAGGGUAAAUCUACCCCACCUCCAGACUCGGGCAAGUUUGUCCCGAAUGGUAAAUCUACCCCACCUCCAGACUCAGGCAAGUUUGUCCCGAAUGGUAAAUCUACCCCACCUCCAGACUCGGGCAAGUUUGUCCCGAAGGGUAAAUUUACGCUGUCGCGAAGGGGUAAAUCUACCCCACCUCCGGACUUGGGCAAGUUUGUCCCGAAGGGUAAAUCUACCCCACCUCCAGACUCGGGCAAGUUUGUCCCGAAUGGUAAAUCUUCCCCACCUCCAGACUCGGGCAAGUUUGUCCCGAAGGGUAAAUCUACACAACCUCCAGGCUCGGGCAAGUUUGUCCCAAAGGACUUGGGCAUGUUUGUCCCGAAAGGUAAAUUUACCCCACCUCCAGACUUAAGCAAGUUAGUCCCGAAGGGUAAAUUAACCCCACCUCCAGACUUAAGCAAGUUUGUCCCGAAGGUUAAAUUUACCCCACCUCCAGAUUUGGGCAAGUUUAUUCCGAAGGGUAAAUUGACCCCACCUCCAGACUCGGGCAAGUUUAUCCCCAAGGGUAAAUUUACCCCACCUCCAGACUUGUGCAAGUUUGUCCCCAAAGGUAAAUUUACCCCACCUCCAGACUCGGGCAAGUUUAUCCCGAAGGGUAAAUUUACCCCACCUCCGAACUUGGGCAAGUUUGUCCCGAAGGGUAAAAUUACCCCACCUCAGGACUUGGGCAAGUUUGUCCCGAAGGGUAAAUUUACCCCACCUCCGGACUUGGGCAAGUUUGUCCCGAAGGGUAAAUCUACCCCACCUCCGGACUUGGGCAAGUUUGUCCCGAAGGGUAAAUCUACCCCACCUCCGGACUUGUUCAAGUUUGUCCCGAAGGGUAAAUCUACCCCACCUCCAGACUCGGGCAAGUUUGUCCCGAAUUGUAAAUCUUCCCCACCUCCAGACUCGGGCAAGUUUGUCCCGAAGGGUAAAUCUACACAACCUCCAGGCUCGGGCAAGUUUGUCCCAAAGGGUAAAUUUACGCUGUCGCGAAGGGGUAAAUUUACCCCACCUCCGGACUUGGGCAAGUUUGUCCCGAAGGGUAAAUCUACCCCACCUCCGGACUUGGGCAAGUUUGUCCCGAAGGGUAAAUCUACCCCACCUCCGGACUUGUUCAAGUUUGUCCCGAAGGGUAAAUCUACCCCAACUCCGGACUUGGGCAAGUUUGUCCCGAAGGGUAAAUCUACCCCACCUCCAGACUCUGGCAAGUUUGUCCCGAAUGGUAAAUCUACCCCACCUCCAGACUCGGGCAAGUUUGUCCCGAAUGGUAAAUCUACCCCACCUCCAGACUCGGGCAAGUUUGUCCCGAAGGGUAAAUUCACCCUGUCCCGAAGGGGUAAAUUUACCCCACCUCCGGACUUGGGCAAGUUUAUCCCGAAGGGUAAAUUUACCCCAUCUCCGGACUCGGGCAAGUUUGUCCCGAAGGUUAAAUUUACCCCACCUCCGGACUUGGGCAAGUUUGUCCCGAAGGGUAAAUCUACCCCACCUCCGGACUUGGGCAAGUUUAUCCCGAAGGGUAAAUCUACCCCACCUCCAGACUCGGGCAAGUUUGUCCCUAAGGACUUGGGCAUGUUUGUCCCGAAAGGUAAAUUUACCCCACCUCCAGACUUAAGCAAGUUAGUCCCGAAGGGAAAAUUUACCCCACCUCCAGACUUAAGCAAGUUUGUCCCGAAGGAUAAAUUUACCCCACCUCCAGAUUUGGGCAAGUUUAUUCCGAAGGGUAAAUUUACCCCACCUCCAGACUCGGGCAAGUUUAUCCCCAAGGGUAAAUUUACCCCACCUUCAGACUUGUGCAAAUUUGUCCCCAAAGGUAAAUUUACCCCACCUCCAGACUCGGGCAAGUUUAUCCCGAAGGGUAAAUUUACCCCAACUCCAGACUUAAGCAAGUUUGUCCCGAAGGGUAUAUUUACCCCACCUCCAGAUUUGUGCAAAUUUGUCCCCAAAGGUAAAUUUACCCCACCUCCAGACUCGGGCAAGUUUAUCCCGAAGGGUAAAUUUACCCCAACUCCAGACUUAAGCAAGUUUGUCCCGAAGGGUAUAUUUACCCCACCUCCAGACUUAAGCAAGUUUGUCCCGAAAGGUAAAUUUAUCCCACCUCCGAACUUGGGCAAGUUUGUCCCGAAGGGUAAAAUUACCCCACCUCAGGACUUGGGCAAGUUUGUCCCGAAGGGUAAAUUUACCCCACCUCCGGACUUGGGCAAGUUUGUCCCGAAGGGUAAAUCUACCCCACCUCCGGACUUGGGCAAGUUUGUCCCGAAGGUGAAAUCUACCCCCACCUCCGGACACGGGUUUAUCCCGAAGGGUAAAUCUACCCCAACUCCGGACUUGGGCAAGUUUGUCCCGAAGGGUAAAUUUACCCCGCCUCUGGACUCGGUCAAGUUUGUCGCGAAGGGUAAAUUUACCCCGCCUCCGGACUUGGGCAAGUUUGUCCCGAAGGGUAAAUCUACCCCACCUCCGGACUUGGGCAAUUUUGUCCCGAAGGUGAAUUCUACCCCACCUCCAGACUCGGGCAAGUUUGUCCCGAAGGGUAAAUUUACCCCACCUCCAGAUUUAAGCAAGUUUGUCCCGAAGGGUAAAUUCACCCUGACCAGAAGGGGUAAAUCUACCCCAACUCCGGACUUGGGCAAGUUUAUCCCGAAGGGUAAAUCUACCCCGCCUCCGGACUUGGGCAAGUUUGUCCCGAAGGGUAAAUCUACCCCACCUCCGGACUUGGGCAAGUUUGUCCCGAAGGGUAAAUCUACCCCACCUCCAGACUUGGGCAAGUUUUUCCCGAAGGGUAAAUUUACCCCACCUCCAGACUUGGGGACGUUUUUCCUGAAGGGUAAAUUUACCCCAUCUCCGGACUCGGGUAAAUUUACCUCACCUCCGGACUUGGGCAAGUUUGUCCCGAAGGGUAAAUCUACCCCACCUCCGGACUUGGGCAAGUUUGUCCCGAAGGGUAAAUCUACCCCACCUCCGGAUUUGGGCAAGUUUUUCCCGAAGGGUAAAUUUACCCCACCUCCAGACUUGGGCAAGUUUGUCCCGAAGGGUAAAUCUACCCCACCUCCGGACUUGGGCAAGUUUGUCCCGAAGGUUAAAUUUACCCCACCUCAAGACUCGGGCAAGUUUGUCCCGAAUGGUAAAUCUACCCCACCUCCAGACUCGGGCAAGUUUGUCGCGAAUGGUAAAUCUACCCCACCUCCAGACUCGGGCAAGUUUGUCCCGAAGGGUAAAUUUACCCUGUCCCGAAGGGUAAAUCUACCCCAACUCCGGACUAUUGGGCAAGUUUUUCCCGAAGGGUAA